AUGAUAGGAAUAGUCAAGGAACAAAUAAAAAGUUCAGACUCCAAUGAAUCCUUGCAUGCUUGCAAUUUAUUAAUUAAAUACAUCAAAAAACCUCAGACUUUACAUUAUGCUUUACAGGGAGAUGAUAUUUUAGUUACAUAACUUUGAGCCUUCACGCCAGGUCUACUCCAAAAUGACUAUUUUUAUCGUUAUCAUUUGAAGUCUAUAUCAAAAAGACUGCUUUUUUUUGCCCUUUAUUUUUGAAUAUUGCUUUUGUUGCCUAUUUUUACUGGGAUAUUCCUGUUGUUCGCUCUAUAUGCAUACCUUGCGAAAAAGCAAUUCUGUCAUAGCGAAUUGAUUGUUUGAAUGUCAUCUGACCUUCCAUUCAUAUUAUCGACGUCAUUAAGUCAAAUUUAAAAGUUUUCAUUUUAGCAUUCAAGUGUGAAGGAAUGGCUUCUUAAAAAUAAAUAAAUAAAUACGUAAAUAGGCUAAUUAAAAGUGAAAAUAAAAUUCAAAAAUUGCAAAAAAAAAAUACCAUAAAAGGAAAAACACCAGCUUAGAAAAACGUACCAAAAUCAUAAACCAAAAACAGUCAAAAAAUAGACCUAUAAAAAAGAGGCCAUAAAAACAUAGGCCAAAAAAAAUGCCAAAAAAAAGGCAAAAUAUGCAAAAAAUAGGUUAAAGCAAAUAAGCCAAUAUAAUAGGCCAUAGUCGUUAUGGUGUAUGCGUCGUGUGAAGGAAUCAUAUAGCCAGCUUUUAGCUAGAGAUUUGAGAGGAAAGCAUGCAAUUAAUAAAAAAUAAAAAAAAAUUAGGAAAUGUACUGAAGAUAAUUAAGAAUAGGGUAAUUUUGAGAAAAAAUUGAUCCAGAGAGUGGGCAAAAACUAUUAUAAUCAGUUGUGUAAUUUCUGACCGGCUCCCACGAGCCAAAGAUGGAUUUCACGCGUGAAAAUCCAGAAAUUCUACGCGGAAACCCAUUUUUGGCUCAUGGGAGUCGAUCAGAAAUAAAGCAAAAAGAUCAUAGAUAAUUAUAAUAAUCUUAUGCUUUACAACUUUAUAUUGAAUUAUUCAAUGAUGACUUUGCUCAUAAGAACCAAUUUUUAGAAAAGACAGAAAGCAUAAUAUAUUCUCUAAUGGAGUCUUCAUCAAGUCUAAAAAUAUUACUUUCAGUAUAUAGAAACCCAAAAAUCAAAAGAGGGAAUAAAUCAUCAAUCUCAAUAAAGCCCUGAUUUUUGGAUUUAGAUGUGACAUCCUACAAGUAUUUUAUGGAAAAAGCUACAGAGAGCUUCAAAUGGAAUUAUAUAGAAUUAAGGGCAAGUGAAUUUUCUCAUAGUGAAGCAAUCCCAUGUGAUUUGUAUAUCCAAGUUAGGGAAUUCCUCAAAUCAAAGCCUCAAAAGCUUUGCUUUAUCAUGGGAAGUUCUGGCUCAGGAAAAUCAUUAUUUUGCAAAUUUUUGUGUUUGAGAUUAUUAAAUAAUCCAGAUACUGAAUAUUUCCCAAUUUUUAUUAGCUAUUAUUGAGCAAUUCUUGAACAUGAGAAUUUAAUUGAAGACAUUCUAGCAGAAUACUCAAUAAAUAUUGAUUUUGAGCAUCUAUGAAAUAAAAAGAUACUUUUCAUUCUAGAUGGAUUUGAUUAUUUUUCAUUAAAUUCUGAUUUAAUAAAAUUUUAUAGCAUCAUUGAAAAAUUACCAAAUAGCAAAAUCGUUAUUACAUGAAGACAUUUAUCCUAUCUUAUAUUAUCUUAUAGUUUAAUGGCUCUAUUUCAUGUCGCCUUUGUCUGGUUAUUGCAGACUAAGUCACUUUCGAGCCAUCUGAUUACUAAACCCUACCAAAGCUUGAUCACCUCGUAAGUAUACCACUGCUUUCAGUACCUUAGAUAGUUGUUAUGAUCCUUAAAACCAACUUGAACCUGUCUGUCACUCUAAGGACUAGCCUUCACCACAUGGGAUUGGAGGUACAUUCAAAAUUUUCUUUCUCUAAGGACUUGAAAUCCUACUAAGUUCCGUCUCAUUGUUGGAUAAUUGCUGAGUGAAGCCAAAACCUUAUAAUAAAUUUAUCUAUUAGCGAGGAAAGAAAAGCCGGCUGAUUCCAUAUUUUGAUUAUAUAAGGAUAUUUAUCAGAAAACUCCCAUAGAAUGGUUUUUAAUAGCUUUCGUGAUGAAAUCUAUGAGCUUUAUAUCAAACCUUUAAAUAACCAACAAAUCAUAAAAUAUAUAAAAAAUUACUUGAAAAAAGAAAAAGGCUAUUGAAUAAAUUACGAAGCUGCCUUAUACGAAAUUCAUACAGUCCAUAAGCUUCACAAAAACCUUAGAAAUCCUUUCUUAUUAAAUGCUUUAAUGUCCAAACCGAACAUCAUCAGCAUUUUAAAAAACCAUAAAAAUCUCCUUGCCAAAAAAUCAGAAAUUUUUGAAGCUGUUAUUGAAAAUCUUAUUUUUUCAUCUGAUAAUUUUGACCACCAAAGCUAUGAUAUCAUUAGAGACAUCUAUAUGAAAACUCUAAUGAAAUUUUCCCUAGACACUACCAAUGGAAAACCACUUGAAAUAAAAAACUCUGAAUGGACUCCAAUAUUAUCAGUGAUUACAAAAUCCCAUGGUUGCCCUUUGAAUUUAAUAAAAAAGACUGAGAAAUCAAGAUUUUAUUCGUUUACGCAGACAUCAUUUAUAGAUUAUUUUAUAUCUCAUCAAAUCGUUGAUGAUAUUGAAUUUUGGAAUGAUAUUGAAGUUGCUCAAGGCAGCUAUUUCAACCAAGUGAAUUUCAUUGAUAAGGUUGAAAUCAUCCAGUUUAUUGGAGAUAUAAUCAACGAAAGCAAGUUAAAAAUAUUCGAAAUAAUUGCGAAUGGCUGGAAAGAUAAAGAAAAGUUACAAAAAGCGUUUAAAAAUAGUCAAGAAAUCCUUAUGAGGAUUAAGCAACGAUUUUGUAAGUAUGAGCAUCUUAAUACGUUAUUAUAUAGAAAAAUGCAGCAGGAGAAUGAAAAAUCUCAAUUUGAUCUAUGGAAGUCAGGAAUUCAGUUUAAAAAAAUAAAAUUUGUAAAAACUUUAAACAAACCAAUUAAAAAAAUACCUGCGUACAAUAGCCAAAAAUAUUUAACCCUUGACAUGCUAAUAUCUCCUGAUAAACAACUAUUUUGCCUACUCAGGGCCGAUGGUAAAAUAAUAAUAAUUUCCUUGAAGACAUUUAAAAAUAUUUGGACUAUUAAAGUCUCUGAUUCAUUUGCAUGUUUGAUUUCUCCUUGUAGUAGUUAUAUUUGCAUAGGAAAUAUUGAUGAAAAUUUAAAAUUAUGAAGCAUAGAUAGAAAAGAACUAUUUUUCGAGAUCAAAAACUCUUCAUCAAGUGAAGGAACUAUGUUUACAUUUUCAUGCUGUGGAAAAAUUUUGGCUUAUUGCAAUACUAUUGGAUUAAUAAUUUUAAGAAAUUUAGAAUCAUGCGAAGAAUUUUGUUUGAUUGUGGGGGAACAAAUUAUCACAUCAUUUUCGUUUGCAGAAACUGGAAAUUUGUUUUUCGUUGGAAAUUCCGAAGGUUUUUUGAGAGUUUAUGAGCUUGAAAAUAAAACCCUUGUUUAUACGCUAGUAGGGCAAGAUUCAGCAAUUGAUAAUAUAUUUUUAUAUCCCAGUAAUGAUCUUGCUGUAACAGUGAGUAAAGUCGAUUCUGUUGUAAAAAUAUGAAACCUCAAUAAAAGAGUCCUUUGUAAAACAGUUAUUUCUAAAACGUCUCCUGGUCUACUUAUAUGGGAAUUCACAAAGGAUGGGCGUUAUUUUAUUACUUUGGACGAAAACAGAUCGAUAGGUGUUGCUGAUUUACUAGCAGAAGAUAGUCAAAAUCGCGCAUAUAUAUUAAACAGUCAGGUGACAUCUAUUAAAAUAUGUCCUGAUGAAAAUGGCUUUAUAGCUUGCAACAUUGAUGGCUCAUUUUUAUUUUAUGACUUUACAAAAUAUUUUAGCUAUCGAGACAAUCAAAAUGAAGAAGAAGACGAAAGUGAAAGCGAAACUGAACAAGAAAAAUUGGCUAUUUCUGCUGUAAAUUUCUCAAAAUCAGAAAAUUUAUUAGCAUCAGGAAGUCAUGGAGGACAAAUCAGGAUUUGAAAAAUAGACAAAAUGGAAAAAAUUAUUGAAUUUACUGCUCAUAAAAAGAAAAUAAAAGCGCUGUGCUUUUCAGAAGAUAAUAGAUUUCUUGCUUCAUGCUCAAGAAAAGAAAAAAACGUAAAAUUGUGAAGCUUGGAAUCUUAUGAACUGAUAUCUGAGGUAAACGAUCUGAAUAAGUGCACUAUUUAUUAUAUUCCACAUAAAGGAUUUUGAAUUUUAGAUAUUAAUAAUGGCGUGCGGGUAAUUGAUUUAGGGUUUUAUACUAGUGUUGUUGACCUUAAAGAAGCCAUUAAUGAGUUUGAAGUGGUAGAAUCAGCUUUAGUUUCGCCAUUAGGGAAUCUUUUAGCUGUAAAACAUGGUAGUACUGUAGAUAUUUGAAUAAUAAGUGGUGGAGAUGCGUGAAAAUUGACUGAGCUGACACAUAAAAAUAAUAGCAUUGCAACAAUGAACUUUUCUUUUUGUGAAAAAUUUAUAGCGACUUGAACUUAUAUGGAAAAAAUUACGAUUUGGGAUAUAGAAACCAGCGAAAAAAUAAUGUGUUUUAAGCUUUCAGGCUCAAAGAGUAGAAAAAUAAUUUUUUCACCUUGCAGCCAAUUUAUAGCACUUUUUAGUAGAUCAAUCAGCAUAUUAAGCUUAGAAACUAAAGCGGCUUUGAAAAUUUCUCUAGUAGGCAUCUCUCUGGAAUUAUUUGGGAUACAUUUUCUAAUCAGACAUUUGAUCGGAAAAUAACUAUUUGCCAAACAAAUAAUUGACGAAUGAGGAUUUGCUUUCUAAGAAAUAAAAUUAUAAUCUAAGAUCUGCAAACGCGAAAGCGACUAUAUAUGAAAUUGCAGAUGCUUCUAAAGAUACAAAGCUUCAUCGCUUUUCUCCUUCUGGGGAUUAUCUGGUCACAACUAAUGAAGACACUUUAAAAAUAUGGAGAUUUAAAGACGCUACCAAAAUUACAACACACAUAUACUAAAUCAAUUAUUGGUUUCUCGUUUAAUAUCUGCUACCAAAUUACCUGUAUUGGCUUUCGUCCCUGAUUUAGGGUUUGGCCUAUCCACCGCUGCGAUUUAGCCAAGGCAAUCCAUGCUCUAGUACAAAGAGCCGUCGAAAUUUAAGCACCGAAGACGAGGACCGUUCAGAGGUGAAGCUGAGGGCACAAUAAUUCCAAAAAAUGUGAAUUUAUGGAUGACUAUUGGCAAAAGGGAAUAUUGAAAACUUGUAUCCUAGGGAGUAACUGCCCGCCUCAUGCUGGAGAGUUAUCGAAUCCAUAAAGCGUUGUUUGGCUUCUUCUUUCAAACUGCAAGCCUCCCACAAAAUAAAUUCAAAACCUGAAAAUGGGCUUGGACUAGGCUUUGUAUGCAGCCGGAAAUGCUUAUCUGGAAUUGCAUAUACAUAAAUACGGAAUGGCGAACAACUUUCCCUCUUAGCACCAGUAGCCAGACGGGGAUUCUGGAAGCCUUGUCAGGCUCAUAUUCAGGGCAAUGCUUUAUCCUGAGGAGGAUGAAACUUGGAAGUGAUAAAGGGGAUCGCCUAUCAAAACUAGAGGGGUUCACUUGGCCAAUCGGUCAACCGGAUAUUUUCCUAGCGCGAUAUCGGGGAGUUUCAUCUGGGCAGAAAAUCUGACCAGAAAAUUCACACUUUGAGUUUUCAGAAAAGGCAACCUCUUCGGCAUAUUGCACGAUGACCCAGCAUCUUUACCUCCGGGUAGCAAGUGCAAGCACUUGUCCGGAAGGAGCAACAUAGUCCUUAGACUGUGUAAUCAGACUGGCAAGUAGGGGGGUGAUGCGAAUCAAGGGACGUGAAGCGCUAUUAGUGGCUGGCGGCAGCUUCUCUAUAAUAAUUUAAUGAAUUGAUGCUUACCUGAUAUUGCUGUCAAUUUCUGGUUGCAAAACCUUGCCAAUAUAAUUAAAUAUCAUUCAAAGCUGCAUUACCUCUUGAGUCGAGACGCCAUAUUUGAUUAUCACUAAAUUACAACAAUUUGCAAACCUUCUAAAAAGAGGCAUAUAAAAUUUUUCAUAUUUUCAAAGGUAGGGGAUAUUAUUAUUUCUCUAUGAUCAGAUGACGUUAUUAGGAUGUUUAGCUUUCCUGGAGGAGAGCUGCUCCAUGAGCUUAAAAAUGAUGAAGAAAUUAAAUUUUUUUGUAUUUCAUCUAAUGAGCUAACUUUAAUAUCAGUUCCUGAUUAUGCUUCUGAGAUUAAUAUUUGGUCACUAGAAACUUAUGACUCUAUUUUUAAAAGUAAAGCCCGUUGAACAAAUUGACGCUAUUGAUUUUUCGCCUUGUGGCAGAUAUUUUGCUUGUGGAAGUAG
Messenger RNA from Blepharisma stoltei, 6345 nucleotides. The record is from the annotation of a GenBank genome assembly. NCBI's taxonomy places the organism in Eukaryota, Ciliophora, Heterotrichea, Heterotrichida, Blepharismidae.